AAUUGACAAUAAGAAGCAAUUUGUCGCUUAUCACAUGCUAACCACACUCCAAACCCACGCAUUCUGGGAAGCCUGCGCAUUGGCAGAUAAUAAAAUUAUUGCCGGGCCAACGCGUCGAAAAAGGCAAGUUGAAAGGACAAAGCCAUGUUGUGGUUUCAGUCUAGAACUUAACUUGGCCGAAGUAGCAACGUCAAGAUGAAACAAGGAAGUAUAGACCAAGCUCGCAUUCGACUAGGAAAAAUAUUAGAUACCCAUAAACUAGAUUAUCUGGACAAGAUUUUUCAGGACCUAUUACAAGAAUUCUGCAAUAUAUCUCAGUCGAGCAAAGAAAUGGCCAAGUGUACUACAAUAGUGUUGUUGACCAUUUUUGUUUCAUUCGGUCUAAAAUACUAUUAUGAGGAAAUGCAGGGAAAAAAUUGUGUUCUUUCUCUGCCACGCCCCCUGCGUUAUGCCCUUCGACCUCCCGAAAGUUGUGAUUUUUGUGCAAAUAUUAAACAAGUGCCGCGCCUUCAAAAUAUAAGCCCCCAGGAGUUUGAGAAAAAAUUUGCUUACAAUGCAGCCCCAGUUAUUGUUAGUGAUGCCACCAAAAAUUGGACUGCUGUUUCGUUAUUUAACUAUUGGUAUUUCCGCGAUGUUUAUGCCAGGGCCAAGCAAAAGCAACAUAUAAAAGACUGUCAGUUUUUGCCAUACAAAACAGGAUUCUUGGAUAUCUAUGAUGCAUUGGAUAUGACAAAAGAUCGGGUGGACCUAAAGCUAGGAGAACAGCCCUGGUACUUUGGCUGGAGCAAUUGUCAUGCGGAAACGGCAGAGGAGUUUCGAAGGCACUACGGAAGACCCUAUUUUUUGCCCGAAAGUUCGGAAAAUAAUGCUGUCGAUUGGUUUUUCAUUGGCACCUCUGGCUUGGGUGCACAAAUGCAUAUUGACAAUGUGAGGCUGCCAUCGUGGCAGGCUCAGCUGGCUGGCAGUAAGCGGUGGCUACUGGUUCCACCUCCGGAAUGCUACCUACAGUGCCAGACUUUCGAUGUGGUGGUCCAGCAGGGCGAUAUAAUUGUAUUGGACACGAACAAAUGGUACCACCAGACCUUUGUGCAGCCGGGAGCCAUCAGUCUGACUAUUGGAGCUGAGUACGACUAAAGUUAACCGGCUGCAGGCGGUUUUUCCCCGUGACAGGAAGCGGCUGUCCCAACAUCUCCAUUCAGUUCGGCUAACUAACAAAUAUGGUCAACUGUUACUGUAACAGUAACAAACUUAACUUUAACAUUGCCAUAUUACUCCGCUUUUGCCAGCCGGUUUGUUAAUUAAAUGCCAAAAACACGCAAAUUUCUUAUGUCGGGCAGCUGCGACUCCGCAGCCCGGGAAAAUCUAACCAAAAAUGGGGGCCACAGCCACUUCCUCGAAUGGUGCGACAUGUAAAACGCGUGUCAGGCGACAACGAUGCGUGUUAACAAUGCGUAAGUAUUAAGUAAUUACAACAACAGCCGGAGCAACUGCAGCAGACUCCCAAAAUAUGCCCACAAAAUGAGCAGCUACUAGCAGAGACAUUGCAGGCACACGCAAUGCAAAACCAUUUCGGCAAAAAGCUACAUUUUUCACGAACUUGCAGUCACUUUACUCUGUUAGUGGAUAAUUUAAUUUAAGCUUUUCGUUUUUCAUUCGAAAUCAGUUUGGCAGUCAUUUUCUAAAGUCGUUCUUCUUUCUGACAAAAUAAGUGAUUAUAAACUCCCGUAACUGACAUUUAUUAUAGUUUGUAGAGCUGUUACAGAGCAUUUGGUUGUCGCCUUAAGUAAGCGGCCAAUUUCGCACAUAUUUCUUGGUCAAAUUUGUCAAAUUGAAAUCGAAAAUGGCAAUGUCUGGCACUUAACUGGUCGGCCUGUUAAUUUUAACCAAAAAUCCAGUCGAGAGCACUCUCGCACAAAAUUUACGGGACUCGGGUAAGUUCAAUGUGCGCAUAGCCAGAGUUUUGGGCCAGCUAGAAAGUGGCUUGCAUGCGGCACGCACUCUACUCUUUUUCCAAUCCAAUUCACUCCACUCCACUCCUUUCGAUCACGCUCCAACUCCAACUCGUCCCGGACUUGUACUUGUUAUCCUGAUUGUAAAGUAAAAACUAAUGUUAUGAAUCCCGGCGAUCGCAGGUGCGCAGCUCCCAAACGCCAACACUUCCUGAUCGGUAUUGAGUUGCUGUGGUCUAGCGUACGCGGCGUAUGCGUAAUAUUGUGAAUAAUUGCAAAAGCGUGUCGUAAACUCGAUGUGCAAAAUAUUCAAAUAUCAUUUAUCUAUGCGGCCUUUUACAAUCUUUUUUCAUUUUUAUAUUUUUUUUUUUUUUUUUUUUUUUUUUUUGUUUGUGAGUAUCUGGGGAGCUACUUCGCUUACGCAGACAGUAAAGACUGAGGUGCAGAUACAGAUGCAGUUGCAGAUACAAUUGCAGACUUUCAGCAGACGGAGCAGAGGCCGCAACGAAAGUGGCCCCUGCCAAAACCUGUAUUUAACUUUUAAGUAGGUUGUUGCGGCAAAUUUUUCUGCAUUUUUACCAGCUGACUCUGGUCAGCCAGGUUCAAUAGCCAGGCCAAAGUCAGCGAUUACAACUUUGCCCGAUUGGCAGGCUCACGUUUUCGGUGCCCGGCGACCCCAAAAAUUAGCUCCAGCUCGCGGUGACCCCCAGCACUCAAAGACAAUCGAGCAAUUGAACAAUUUGCAAUCUCUAUCUGGAUCGUGUGACAUUUAAAAUAUGUAUAUCUAUCUGCUGCCAUAAGUGCUGCACGGGCAAAAAAUAAGAAUCCAUUUCGUAUCUCUCGUAGAUUUUAGUCUAGGAAUUUGUUUCUAAAUGAAAUUCAUCUUAGCAUUAUUUUACAUGAUUAUGAAGGUCAUUGUUGGAGGGAAUUCAUGUUAUCAUCUUUUUCCCUAUUUUGGUGAUAUUUUUUCACUGUGCAGGCUGAAGUUCAGUUCGGGAGGCAUUGUGUGUUGGCAGCAUUUCAAAGUCACUUUUUGAAAUCAUCUCGAGACUAAAGUUUGCCAUCAAUGGCUGCUGCAGCCCCAUAGCAGCUCAGGUGUUUUUAUUUUAUUUUUAUGUUUUUCUUUUUAUUUUUCCUUUGGCAUCUGCAAGUGUUGCAAUGCCAUCUGUUUUUGGUUGUUGUUGUUGCCUUGCUAUUUUUGUUUGCGGCUUUUUGUCGUGCGGUUUUGGUUUUUUUCGCUUACCAGUAAAUCGCGCCGGUCUGUCAGGUGACUUCAUGAUACGUCCGUCUGCAUCACAUGACGCUGAGCCAAAGGCUGUCGUCGCCGAUUCGAGGUCAAAAACCAUUUGCUGAUUGCCGUUAAAGAGCCGCCGUGACAGCGGGUGAAACGUUAGAAGCCAUCAUCACACCUGAGAACUCAUUUUCCGAGGCAUAUGUUUUUCGCCAAAGGUCUGUGUUUCAAACACCCUCUGUGGGAGUAUAUAACGGAAAAACUUUGGAAGCACGAUUCGUUGAAGUGCCAGUGAAGCAAACUCCAUCCGAUCUUUGGUAAUACUCGUCCUUAUUUUAAUUACCACUGUGGAACUCAAGAAGUUAAAGGACGCAGCUUCGCGUCAGAGAUGUGACAUGGAUUACAUGUGCCUCCCGAUCCGGUGCAGAUUCGCCCAAGAACUGCACAUUUCCCAAUCAGUGCAGUCUUAAGAUAUAUCAUUGCGAAGGAAAACAAGAUACGUUUCUAUCCAUUUGAUUCAUUUUAUCGAGAGGUCUUUUAAUUUAUAAUUUAAUUUAAUUUAAUCCAUGCAAAAUUUUUCAGAUAACAACAAAAUAAUAUUUAACAAAUGAUUAACAUGGCACUGCAAAAGUAUAGGUUAUUCUUCAUUUUAACAACUUGUAAAUAAUCUAAUCAAGUAAAUCAUAAUUUUAAUGUUUUCAAAAAUGUUUAAUUCUUGCAUUACUUGUAGCAAGAGUAUGUGAACUUCGGCUUGCCGAAGUUUGCUUUCUUUCUUGUUAUUAAUAAUU
Drosophila elegans is the source of this 3968-nucleotide messenger RNA. RefSeq lists its product as uncharacterized. Lineage: Eukaryota; Metazoa; Arthropoda; Insecta; Diptera; Drosophilidae. The record is from RefSeq and is a predicted model, not a curated record. The transcript has 5 exons. Bases 196 to 1134 code for a protein of 312 amino acids.